Exophiala mesophila is the source of this 1695-nucleotide messenger RNA. RefSeq lists its product as hypothetical. The record is from RefSeq and is a predicted model, not a curated record. The coding region runs from base 1 to 1308 and encodes 435 amino acids. Lineage: Eukaryota; Fungi; Ascomycota; Eurotiomycetes; Chaetothyriales; Herpotrichiellaceae. The transcript is spliced from 4 exons.
AUGGAUUUCAAACCCGCUCUUGUUGUCGUGGACGUCCAGAACGAUUUCUGCCCGCCGGACGGCUCAUUGGCUGUGGCCGGGGGACGAGACAUCAUUCCUCUGAUCAACAAACUUCUGGCAUCGGACAAAAUUGCUUUGAAAGUUGCAACACAGGAUUUUCAUCCUGAAGACCACAUCUCUUUCGCUUCGAAUCACCCUCCUCCGAAUAACAAACCAUUCGAAUCAUUCAUCGAUAUGAAGAACAUUGUGGGUAAUAGACCCGACCAGACGAUGAAACAACGACUCUGGCCAGUUCAUUGCGUUCAGGGAACCAAAGGUGCUGAUUUGGUCCAAGAGCUUAACUCGGCUGAUGUUGACAUCACCGUCACCAAAGGCAUGGACGCUCGAGUCGAGAUGUACUCGGCAUUCUCUGACUCUUUUGGCAACCUGACAUCCGGCGCUGGUGGGGUCAAUAUUGACCUUGCAGAUCUUCUGAAGUCGCAGAACAUUACGCACGUGUACGUCGUUGGGCUCGCGGGAGACUACUGUGUCAAGGAUACAGCUUUGGGAGCAAGGAAGGCGGGAUUUUCUACGAUAGUCAUUGAAGAGGGCCAGAGGUGUGUCGAUCCUGGGAGCUGGGAUGAGGUGAGAGAUGUCCUGAAACAGAGUGGGGCUGCUGUGGUCAGUGUCAAUAGUGAAGAGAGUACUUUUGCGGCGUACUAUUGGAACAUCAACCGUCCACGGGAGGAGUGGACUGAAGAAUGUCCUGAAGCGCUUAAAAACAUGUCCGCUAAGGACAUUGGCAUUAUUUCGACAAAAGACGAAGACUGCCACCAUUUUUCAUGGGAGGAGGUGAAAUCUCUAGCUGAAACCAAUCAGGUGGAUCGUUUUCAACGCAAAGCCACGGCUCUCCGGGCAUACCGAGAAUAUGUUUAUGAAUUGAAGCAGAAAUACGGAUCAGUACUAGCAUUUAUCCAGCAUGAACGGCUACAGUGGCAAGAUGUGACGCCAUCUGGAGAGGAACCCUUCGUCAAUCCGAACGAUUACAAGGUUGUUUACAAUGACUGGCCAUAUCAUCUUGAUGGAGAUAUUGCUCACCUCGUCGUGUGGACGAAAUGGGUCAUCGAUGAAUUGCCCAACGAAGAAGUGACGGAAAAGGCCAAGUCGCAGAUUGAGGCUUUUCUCCAAGAUACAUUCUGCUCGAAUGAAUCGGACACGGGAGAGGGGGAUAUCAAAGUGGAUCGAGAUCAAAUUGUCUGGUUCAAGAAUUGGAAGAGCUUGAAGAGUGUGCACGCUUUGGGUAAGUCAAGACGGAUCGCCGGAGCCUGAUGGAAGAGACAUGGAGACUGCAGCUGACCAACCGUGGGAAAGAGCAUUUUCACGUCAUGAUUUACCAGGCACCCGACAAACUGUUGGAAAAGGUUACUCGAGGGGAUCGGCCGGGGUCAGAAAGCUGGACUAAGUUUCAUGAUGGCUGAAUUUGGGGUUUGUGGAAGUGGCGGAUAGAACCAUGAAGAUGAAGAGGUGAGGAUAAAGCAAGUGGGCUCCUGUCUGGAAAACGAAGACGUGAGGAUAAAGCAGGUGGGCUCCAGUCUGGUAACAGGAGCGAUGUGGACAAGGUGGCUAUUUCCCUUCUGACUCGAGAUGAUGGGGAGAUUUUUAUGUAGAGAAUAGAAAAGGACAUGGCGUCGAAGACACUUGACCGAUUUAGUUAUG